Messenger RNA from Misgurnus anguillicaudatus (oriental weatherfish), 801 nucleotides. The record is from RefSeq and is a predicted model, not a curated record. Lineage: Eukaryota; Metazoa; Chordata; Actinopteri; Cypriniformes; Cobitidae.
CAGUUGGUGGCGGUAAUGCACCAAAACUUGGCUUGCCAACCACCUAAGAAGAAGAAGAAGAAGAAGAAGAAGAAGAAGAAGAAGAAGAAGAAGAAGAAGAAGAAGAAGAAGAAAGAGCUCACGUGGGAUGUGUUUGUGUAUCAUCAGUGUUUUUCUCUCUUGAGUGUUUUAAACAGAGUCUUGUCUCUGUAUAUUUUAGUGUUGAUGAUGGAUGUGAUGUGCUGUAAAUCAGUAGGAACUGAUCUGUCCAUGCUGGAUAUUGAUGAUUUCAUCACAGAAAUCUCUCAGCUGAAGAAAGAGGUGGCGUUACUGGAGACAAAGCUGAGAUUAAGAGGAGAUGAAGGACUGAAGAGAGAGGACUCCGAGCUCAGUCUGACUUUACUCUGUUAUACUGAGUCAAAGCACACAGACGCUCAGGACACUACAGUGUGUGACAGUAAUCAGGACUUACAGGAUGAUGAAUCUACUGAUCAAACCUCCACAGAGUCUCUGGAUUCUGUCUGUAACGCUGGAGAACAGCAGCAGAUCCUGCAGAACAAACUCAACAUGUGUUCAGUCAAACUCAUCGACUGCAAGAACCUCAUGAUGGAGACGAGAAGAGAAACCACAGAGAAAGAUCACACUGAUGAAGAUUGUUUUAUUUCUUCAGAUGAGAAGAGUGAUUCAUGUUGUGAUGAUGAAAUGACAUCCAAGAAGAGACAGACAGCACAAACUCAGGAGAAAAAACUUGAUUCAGAAGAGAACAGAGAGAAGAUGACGACAAAGAAGAAGCCGUUUCACUGUCAGCAGUGUGCAAGGUGA